AUGGCUCAGUCAGAAGAUGAACCAAAGGAAGGGGAGGGCGUUGAAGCUCCUGCAAAGAGAGGGGGCAGCUCCACAGAUGAGUUGUUUGGGUUUAAUAAAAGAAAGAAGGCAGUCGGCUCGCCGCUCUGCGAAGAAACAGACGACAUGCUGCUGCACGUAGAAGACUCGCAGGCUCUACAAGAGGGAUCAACAGCAGCAACAGCAGCAGCAGAUGCUGCUGCUGCUGCUGCUGCUUUCAACUUCACCCCGACGCAGCAGACAGGGGGGGAACCUUCGCUGGACGACAGCCUCAUGGCGCUGCUGCUGCCGGACAGUUUGACUGCGCCAGACCCCUCAGACCUCCCGUCUGAGGAGCCAGCAGCCAACAACAGCAGCAGCAGCAGCGGUAGGGGGGCGGGCUACCCAGUUUCUCCCUCUUCUUCUGUGCUUGACGUGAACAGCUCAAAGCCCAUCAGUCUGCCAGGAGACGUUGGUGUGACAGCAGCAGCAGCAGCAGCAGCAGCAGGCGGCAACCACCCUGUUCAGGUGCAGAAUGUAAUAGCUAGCGGCCGUAUAGUUGUGGGGGGGCGGGCCAGCGCAUCUCUCGACUUGCGGCGUAUUGCUGUUAGCUGCCGCUUCGCUGAGUACAACCCCCGGAAGGUGAAUGCCUGCAUCGUCAGGCUGAGGAAACCCAAAUGCACAGGCAUGAUCUUCAGAUCAGGCCGGGUGAUGGUUACUGGAGCCCAGAGCGAAGACGCGGCAUUGCGCGCUGCUCGUUUAUUGGUGAAGAUGUUGCAGGCGAUAUUUUCUCCUUCUUCUUCUUCUAAGGGGCCUUCUUCUUCUCUUCUUCCCGCCUUGUCAGACAGUCAGGAGGGGGGUUUAGAAAGAAAGGGGGUUGUGGCUGGUGGAACAGAGAAGGAAGGCUGCGUUGUGGGUAUGAACGACAAAGAGAAAACCCUUCUUGCAAUUGAUGACGGAGCUACAGAGGAGACACGGCCACGUGCUGCUUCAACUACUGAAGGGGCUGAGAGAGAGAGAGACAGAGAGGGAGGGGCUUUGGUAGCCGUAGCAGCGAAGGACACAUCUCCCUCUUCCCCUCCUCCAGGGGCUCUGUCUAAACGCAACUACUCAAAUAUCCGAUUGACAGAAUUUGCUGUUGAAAAUAUCGUCGCCACAGCAGACUGCGGCCUCCCUGUGAGGCUGGAGGGUCUUGCAUUUGAUCACAAGGAGUUUUGUAGCUAUGAGCCGGAGUUGUUUGCAGGUUAG
Molecule: messenger RNA, 1245 nt
Organism: Eimeria acervulina
Lineage: Eukaryota; Apicomplexa; Conoidasida; Eucoccidiorida; Eimeriidae
Product: TATA-box binding protein, putative
Exons: 2
Coding region: 1-1245 (414 amino acids)
Biological process (GO): DNA-templated transcription initiation
Molecular function (GO): RNA polymerase II general transcription initiation factor activity; DNA binding
Source: RefSeq, a predicted model, not a curated record